CGGCGAAAACGAGAUUAAUGGCAGCCUCCAUAGUCAACAGAGGAAGAGGAUCAGGAUUGACGAGCAUGAAGUACUUGUUGAGUGAUAUUGAAUUAGCAGUAGACAUGCCUGUAUUCAAUUUUUAGGUGGAUUGCAGGUACUUGUCUGUUUCACAUAAAGAUGACCCAGCAGUUGAUUCAAAAUGUUGUUGAUAUCAUGGACAAUGCUCAUUCACAGCAACAACAACUGUCAGAGUCCAUGAAUUCACUGCUGGAGGCCAAACACCAGGUGACAUUUAGUGCGGAGCAGUCAAAGAAAAGUCUGAAGCAACACUUCAAAUGGUUAGAGGAAAAAGCCAUAGAAAUCUUGACCCAUAGAUUAGAAGAAUUGCUCUCAGAAGUUGACAGGGUUUCUAGUGAGGCAUUGUCUCCCCUUACAGACUGUGAGGAUAUUUUAAAUACAGGCAUCUCAGCUGCUGCCCGAGUUAUGGAGGAAGGGAAGAAAAUCUUGGGUAAUAAUCCAGAUGACCAUGUUGAGGACUUGGUGAAAUUCAAAGACAAUCCAGAUACAAAGCAGCUCAAUAGCGUUCCAGAAAUCCCAUGCUUGGCCGAUGUGCCGUACCUGUCUGUAGACAACUUCCACUGCGACCUUGAAAGAAAACUCAACCAGCUGUUUGAGAAUGAGGGUCGGGUGUUAGAGAGGGCACCGGCUCAGAUCUCGGAUAUCGAGGAGCGUCCAGGGAGUCUGCUUAUUACCUGGGCAGAGGUGGAUGAGGAGGUAGAAGCAGGGGAGUUCUGUGUACAGUAUUGCUAUGGCAGAGUUCAGUCUAAUGAAGACAAAAACAUCACAUUCCACACUGCCUACACCGGCCCAAACACUUCCUGUACCAUACGCCACCUGAGGACCAACACACCAUACUCAUUCAGGGUCCGGUCUCGUCCGGAGGGCGAGGAGAAGUGGAGUGUCUGGAGUGUGCCUAGGACAGCUAUCACAACCAUUCCACAUUACCAAUGGAAUAAUACAACUGAGGGAUACAGCACAAGUAAUGAAGAAAAGACAGCAACUCGACUGCCCGAGGGCCAAACCCGAGUAUUAUACUCUAGCAGCAGUAUUUAUUGCUGUGGUUUCCCAAUCACCUUCAGAAUGCUGGAUUCGGGAGAGAAGACACCAUUUGAUGGCAUUGGUUUAGCUGCUAACGAUGAGGACUCGGAAACUCUACAGAGGAGCAACUCCAUUUUUGUUGCAACAUCAGGAAGUGUGUUUGUAGAUGGUCAAGAAAUGAAAACCAAACUACCCAACCUGACAAGAGGAUCGUCCACAACCAUAGAAACGGAAAACCUUGGUAACGGCAAAGUAAGAGUCAGUAUCGAAGUGGAGGGAAAGGCUGUCACAUUUGACUGGAAAGUGGAGCAGAGCCUGGAUGCCAGCAGUCUGAUGGGACUAGGGAUGAGAGCUAAGACAGAGUCUGUCUGCCUGUUCUUUGGGAUGAGAUUCAGCCACGAAGACUGGAAAGGUGAGGUAUCACUCUUGCGUUCAUUUGGUGCGGAUUACCACUAUCAGACGGAUGACAGACUUUCUUUACCACAGAGGAUUAAUUAGGUUUGGAAAGCUUGAAUUAUAAAGAAUCCAUGCCGGAACAGUGAGCACAGUGUGAAGUGGAACUGAAUUAUUUAAUAAUGUACAGAAUAUCCACAAAAGAACCCCGUGCUCUAUCUGACGUUCGGAAGCAUAUACUAGUCCGUGUAACCAGCUGAAAUUUUUAUCACAUAUGACUGAUGUUGUUAGAGGUUUCUCGAAUGAAGAAUGAACUUUGUUGUACAUUCAAGGAUCCUUUUACACUGCCUUUUCAUACUGAUAACGUGGUUACAUUCAUUUUCGUGGGCAUUAAAUGUCGUUCCACUGCUUUACCAAUUGUAAUGAUAGUCAUUUUCUCAUGGAUGCGAUGUAUUUGUGAACAAUAAAUUUUACGUCUAUUUUAACGGCUGGGAACUCCGACAGAAAUGAAAGUAGAAUGUAAAUAUAUGAAAUAAAUUUCAGUUUUAAAAAUACAGAAGGGUAUGACCUGCAACGCUUCACGCCGGCGUACUUUUCCAAAAUUAGCCUUUUUGGUCAUCUUUAAAGUAUCGUUCUAUUGUUGCCAUGGUGACAACUAUAAUCACCUAUAUUGCUAAUAGUCUCUAUACAUGAUAUGUCACUAUAAGGCAUGGAAUGAAGGCGUCUAUCAUCAUUAAUGAUCUUAAUUACUGCAAUUCCAAUUUAAGGAAUUUUAGAAGUUUUCAACAUGUUGCCAUGGCAACUAUAGUGUAUUGUAAUCGAGGUAUGGUAUAAUCUUCAGGUACCAUGUUGUAUUUCUAUUAGAAAUGUCAAAGAAUCAUUCUUGCAAAACAAAUUGAAGUGAAAAAAAAUAUGAACGAUUAUUAAUAAGGAGUACACCAGUUCUCUCUGUGGUCAUCUGCAGGAUACUUGUAUGAUUCAGGGAUAAAUUGUAUAUACAUUGUAGGGCUCACGGCGGGUGUGAUCGGUCGACAGGGGAAGCUUACUCCUCCUAAACACCUGAUCCCACCUCUGGCAUAUCUAGGGGUCCGUGUUUGUCCAACUCUCUAUUUUGUAUAGCUUAUCGAAGAUAUGAGAUUGAUCACUGUUCGUUAUCUUCGCCUUUCAUGAUACAGGUAUGAAAUGUAUUAUUAAGAUGUAAAUUGUAUGAUUAAGGUAUACAUUUCAUGAUUAAGGUAUAACUUGAAUGAUUCAGGUGUAAAUUGCAUGAUUCAGGUAUAAAUUAAAUGAUUCAGGUAUGAAAUGUAUGAUUCAGGUACAAGUCAUAUUAAACUGCCAAGCAGCAUCAUAACAUUUAGAUGUUAUAUGAGUUUUAACAGUCUUGUUUAUAGUCAGCAUUUCGCAAACUCUAUAGUCGUUAUAACAAUCUUAUCUCAAGUUAUCUGCACAUACAAGCUGUCGUUAAGUGGAAUGCUGUCUGCUGUGUUUCAUACCAAUUGUUAGGACGUUCUUUACAAACUGAUUUUGACCGACGAUUAUUCAAUUUACCUGAUCAAGAUAUAGGGCCCACAACGUGUAUGACCGGUCAACAGGGGAGUCUUACUCCUCCUAGACACCUGGUCUCACCUCUGGUAUGUCCAGGGAUUCGUGUUUGCCCUUCUCUUAAUUUUGUGUUCUUUAUAGGAAUUAUGAGAUUGAUCAAUAUUCGAUAUCUUCACUUGUUGAUUUUCAAAUUAUUAUUCUGUACAUUUUCUUUUAACACAAAUCGAGCAUUCUUCAGAGAAACUUGGCAAUCCAGAUGAUAUGGUAAACCAUAAGAUAAUCAUGGUUGAUUUUGGUGUUUAUAAUUAAAAUUAAGAUUAAAAUAGAAAUAAUGAUUUUUUUUUCAAAAUAUCAGAUUCAUAGAAAAUUCAUAGAAAAUGUGACUAUAUAUCUUUAUAUAUUUUGUUAUUAUUUAAUUUUCUGUUAAAAUGUAUUUCUUAUCCCCAUAAAUGCCCUUGAUGGUUUUUGUUUGCACAUUGAUGCAUUAAUAGAGGAAUUUCUUUACAACGCACUGAAGAUUCCAGCGACUGAUGCUUCUUUAACAUUGAUCCCUCCUUCAAGAUAAACUACUCACAACUUUGCCACUAUUAUUUUACAACAACAGCAAUGCAAAC
Messenger RNA from Ostrea edulis (European flat oyster), 3629 nucleotides. RefSeq names its product cytokine receptor-like factor 3. Lineage: Eukaryota; Metazoa; Mollusca; Bivalvia; Ostreida; Ostreidae. Bases 160 to 1578 code for a protein of 472 amino acids. Gene Ontology annotation, molecular function: protein binding. The record is from RefSeq and is a predicted model, not a curated record. The transcript is spliced from 10 exons.